GUUCUGCCAAGUGUCUGGACAGUUUGUUGGCACAAUGAGGCAGACUUCUGAUCCACAGGAGCCUCUUUACUAUGCAGAGAGACACAGGAACUCCCAACACUGCAAGAAAUAGUCACACAUUUCCUCUCCAUCAGCCCUGAGCUCCAGCAGCAGUAGCCUCUCCUCCUCAGAGAUGGAGAGCUGGUAGAGUGCAGCAGCAGCAGCAGCAGCCGCUCUCCCCCUCCUCGCUCCUAGUGGAUGUUGGAUGUACGAUGAGGUCUCCGCGGCUCUGGGCAGCUCUUUGCCUCCUCCUCACCGCCUCUUGCCGGCUCUGCGCGGCCGCCCGACAUGGUUGUUUGUUUGAGAAGAAGCUGUGUCAAAGAGAUCAGCUGUGUAAUGAUGAUGGUUUGUUUGGACAGUGCCAGUUCCCCCACCAGGACCCCAUCCAGUACCAGGUGUCUGUUCCUGUCCUGCACAAGCUGCAGGAAGUCCUCAAAGACCUCAUGGUGCAAGGUCUGACCUGGAGGGACGACAUCACUCAGGCAAUCAUAGGCCGAGAACUGAGUCACAUUCCCACUGUCAGUUCCUCCUCCAAGUUUCAUGAGAGAUCCCCCAAACAGUUGUCCAAACAGUUGGGUCCCAGUCAGAGGAGAGUUCAGGUGCCUGAGGAUCCAGCUGACCCUGAGAUGAUGCAGCAGUAUGUGGACUACAUGAUCCUGGACCCGUCCCGAUCCUCCGUCCACAUGCAGACGCCCCUGCUGGAUCCUUACACCUACCACCAGCAGCAGUACGGCUUCCAGGAGGAGGAGGAGCGCUCCCUCAACUCUCUGGACGAUAAUCAAGCCUUCCCACUCCUUGCCUCCUCCUCUCGCUCCAGAUCCCGAGGAAACCCUUUGGACGCAGACCGGCAGCUCCUCCAGGACUUGGUGUCCUUUUACCUUACCUCCCCGUCCUCCUCCUCUUCUUCCUCUUCCUCCUCUUCCUCCUCUUCCUCCCCUGUGCAGUCCCUCUCUCGUCAAAGAGGGGCUUUAGCAGCAGCUGCAUCAGCAGGAUUUCCCUCUUCCCUGUCCUCCUCAUCAACUUCCUCCUCUUCUUCCUCUUUCUUCCCGGAGCUGGACUUCCCUUUGGACUAUGGCGAGGACUACAUUUCCCAGGUGGCUCAGCUUAGCAAGCAGCGGCAGCAGGAGCAGGCAGAGAAGAAGGCACAGGAGGAGUAUGAUACCCUGUCAGGACUGGAUGAGCGCUCUCUGCAGAGGCUGGCUCUGCUGCUCAAUCACUACGGACUGGACAUGAAGGAUUUGACGCCCGAGCAGAGAGACAAGCUGCCGGCUGCUCUGAAGCAGCUUCAGAUAGACAGCUCCUUCGGACACAAACAAACCAAAGAUAAAUAUGGAAACAUCCCUGACAAAGGAAAGAAGAUGACAGAGGGUUCAAUGGCGUACAAGACGGCCGCCCCUGAGGCUCCGCCCUCCCCUGCCAAGCCUCCCUUACAAGAGAAAGCCCCACAAGACUCUCCUCCUCCUCCUCCUCCUCCUCCUCCUGAAGCUGCAGCCGUCAAACAAGACAAACCAGCAGCCAAAGCAGACGAGUACGGAUACAUCGUAACCAAUCAGAGCCCCCUCAGUCUGAACGAUGGGGUGCGACUGUUGGAGCGUCUGUUGGUGAGAAGUGGCCUCUCUACCGCCUCUGCCAUCAACAUCAGUGUGGUCGGGCCCUCCAUCACCUUCAGGAUCAGACCGAACUCAAAGAACCUUUCAGCUGGAGAAGUGGCGGAGAAAGCCGUUGCUGAAAAGAACUUCCUGGAGUCUGAGACUGGCCUGAAGGUGCUGCAGGGCGGUGUAGAAGAGAGGAAUGAUGGGAAAUCGUUGCCCCUGGCGACCAGGGUCCAGCCUGGCUCCCGCUGGGUUUUCGCCACGCUCGUGGCCAUGGCUUGUAUUGGCAGCAUCCUAGUGGCGACCAUGACCAUCGCCUGCCUGCGUCACCACGCCCACCGGCUGGCUGCAAAGAAGCUGGGGCUGGGACCAGAAGGGGGCAGCUUCAGCCACCAGGAGUACCAGGACCUGUGUCGCCAGCACAUGGCCUCCAAAGGCGCCUUUGGACGCCUGGAAGCUGCUGCCCUCGGUGCCGUGGGAGGAGCAAGUGGAGGAGGUGCAGGUGGAGGAGGAGGUGCUGGUGGAGGGGGAGGAGCAGGAGCAGCAGGAGGAGGAGGGGGUGCAGACUCACGGGUCAGCAGUGUGUCGUCCCAGUUCAGCGAUGGAGCCCAGCCCAGCCCCAGCUCUCACAGCAGCACGCCGUCAUGGUGUGAGGAACCGGCGCAGGCCAACAUGGACAUCUCCACCGGUCACAUGAUACUGGCUUACAUGGAGGACCACCUGAGGAACAAGGACCGUCUGAUGAAGGAGUGGGAAGCUCUGUGCUCCUACCAGGCUGAGCCCAGCGCCGUCUCCGUGGCCCAGAGUGACGCCAACGCCAAGAAGAACCGCUGCCCUGAUUCUGUGCCCUAUGACCACUCGAGGGUGAAGCUGAAGCCGGAGAUUAAUCCUUCACGCUCCGACUACAUCAACGCUAGCACCAUAAUUGAGCAUGACCCCCGGAUGCCAGCCUACAUUGCCACCCAGGGCCCCCUGUCCCACACCAUCUCUGAUUUCUGGCAGAUGGUCUGGGAGAACGGCUGCACUGUAAUCGUGAUGAUGUCGGCUCUGGUGGAAGACGGAGAGAAACAGUGUGACCGCUACUGGCCUGAUGAGGGUUCCUCUCUCUACCACAUCUAUGAGGUGAACUUGGUGUCUGAACAUAUCUGGUGUAACGACUUCCUUGUGCGGAGCUUCUACCUGAAGAACGUGCAGACUCAGGAGACCCGGACGCUCACUCAGUUCCACUUCCUCAGCUGGCCAGCUCAGGGCAUCCCUACCUCCACACGCCCCCUGCUGGACUUCCGCAGGAAGGUGAAUAAGUGCUACAGAGGACGGUCCUGCCCCAUCAUUGUGCACUGCAGUGAUGGCACAGGCCGGACUGGGACUUACAUCCUGAUUGACAUGGUUCUGAAUCGCAUGGCCAAAGGUGUGAAAGAGAUUGACAUCGCUGCAACCCUGGAGCAUAUCCGGGACCAGCGGCCUGGGAUGGUUCGCACCAAGGACCAGUUUGAGUUUGCCCUGACAGCCGUGGCUGAGGAGGUCAACGCCAUCCUGAAAGCUCUACCCCAGUGAAACCAGUCUGACCCUGCCUGACCACGCCCUCCAUCCAGACUCCCGUCUUACCUCCAUUUCCUCUCUGUGGUGGAUGAUGAUUAUGAUUUGGAAAUCAUUUUGUGCCUCUCUAUCUCCCUGUUGACAUAUACUCUUAAACCAUGGUGAGGUAAGGGAAUAACUUAGCAUUGAAUGACUGAGGGUCAGGAAGGAUUCACAUAGUUAUGUAUCUGAUGUUUUUAGUGUCUUUGGUAAAGAUCUGACGCAGUGAAGGACAUUCAGAGGUAUGAGUUAACCUGUUGAAAUCCAGCCUGAUACUGAAGUUCAGAUUGUUUUUCUCUGAUGUGGUUUAAAUUUGUCAAAAUUGUGCUGGUGUUGAGACACUGUCCACUUUCUGUCUUGAAGAAACAACAUUUUUAAAAUCUAUAAACUCAGAAACCCCCAAAUAUUAGAUUUAUAUGAAGUUAAAGUCACUGAUAGAGAAUGAGAGGUUAUGGAAUGGCUAGUAAUGAUGGUUUCCACUUCCUGCUCGGCCUGUAACUUACUGUCAUCACUUGACCGACCCCUGCAGAAAAUACAAAUGGGCGUUCGUCUCUGUGUGCCAUUCAGAUCAUCUUAAGUCCCUGGAUGAAUAUUUGUUGUGGUAUCCUCAUGCAAGUCAAAAAAACAAAUCAAAAAAAAUUUAAAAAGAAAUGAUAUU
Molecule: messenger RNA, 3864 nt
Organism: Notolabrus celidotus (New Zealand spotty)
Lineage: Eukaryota; Metazoa; Chordata; Actinopteri; Labriformes; Labridae
Gene: ptprnb
Product: protein tyrosine phosphatase receptor type Nb
Exons: 24
Coding region: 252-3185 (977 amino acids)
Biological process (GO): protein dephosphorylation
Cellular component (GO): secretory granule
Molecular function (GO): protein tyrosine phosphatase activity
Source: RefSeq, a predicted model, not a curated record